This is a messenger RNA of Necator americanus (New World hookworm), 3855 nucleotides long. RefSeq lists its product as uncharacterized. The record is from RefSeq and is a predicted model, not a curated record. The transcript is spliced from 36 exons. Gene Ontology annotation, molecular function: acid phosphatase activity; metal ion binding. Bases 1 to 3855 code for a protein of 1284 amino acids. Lineage: Eukaryota; Metazoa; Nematoda; Chromadorea; Rhabditida; Ancylostomatidae.
AUGUCCGACGAUAUUGUGGGACAGCAUCGUAAAAGCACUCUAGCUGCUGUUAUCGGUGCCCUAUUGCUUCCAGUUAGUGAUGCUACAGAUAUUGGUCCAACUGGUCCGAUGACAAGUGCAAGGAAUUCACUUAUUAGUGAUGAAUGGAGAAGCGCCGUUCUUGAUCUUCAUAACGAUUUUCGUAGAAAACUUGCCAGAGGAGAGCUCGAAGGUAAAGCAGGAAAAUUGCCGGCUGCUGCAGAUAUGAAUGAGAUCCAGAACUGGGACUACAAUGCGGAAAUGAUGGCUCUGACUGAAGCAAAAAAAUGUGGGCCAACGUUUGUUGUUCCAACCGCUGAUCAUUUGAAUGUUUACAAAAAGAUCGAUGUAACGAAAUCGUGCAACGUCAUAGAUGAAGCGAAAAAAGCGAUCGAGGAUUGGUGGGAUCAAUUUGCCGCUAAACAAGAAAACAAUACCUAUCAAGGAGAAAUAUAUUCUCCGUUGGCCUACUCUCAAGCUAAAGCUAUAGGGUGCUCAUAUCAUUCAUGCUCCUCAAAACAACUAAAUGUGGUCUGCCUUUUCUAUAAUUUGAUCGAUGAACACGUCGGCAAAGAUCUUUACACUCCUAGUUCUACUGGAUGUACAUGUACAGAUUGCAUCGAUGAUCUUUGCCCGUCAACAUUCAGUCCUGGUAAGAGAAGGUUGGUGGCCACAGGAUGGGCUGCGGACAGGAAGAUCACAUAUGCGAAACCGGCGAAGACAAUGAUGGAAUUAACAUACGACCAAGCGUUAGAGAAUGCUGCAAUUGCUUAUUUGAACAAAACUGAUGAUUGCCCUACAACUCCUGAAGACAAAAACUAUGUUGGAGAAAACUUCUGGAUCAGCACCUACUCAUUGCCUAGUGAAAAGACGGUUGAGAAGGCUAUUGGAGAAUGGUUUAGUUAUCUGGGCAAUGAAGGUCUCGGUAAAAAUCUCGACUAUUCAAGUCUUAAAACUGAUUCGGCCAAAAAAUUAGGAAAUGUAAUCCAUGACAAGACAGAGAAGAUUGGUUGUGCGUUCAAAGCUUGCGAGAAAUCGGGAGCGAUAGUAAUUGAUUGUCGCUACGAACCGUUGACGGCCGAUCACAGUCAGAUCACCGCCACCAGAUUCAUGAACAUCCUGAUAAUUUUUCUGGUAGCUAUUCCUAAUAUUUCCGUAGCCGUAUGGCCUGAACAGGUACAUCUCGCAUUCCAUGGGGACUAUUCCGUUAUGGCUGUUAUAUGGACUACUUUUCAAUACGAUGAUGCUGAAGUCAGCUACGGCGAGGAUCCAAACAAAUUACUUUAUACAGCGACUCAUGAGGGUGUUAAACAGUGGAUGUCAGGAUCGAGUGCACGCUAUUCGCAUAGAGCUAUGAUGAGAAACCUUAAACCUUCCACUAAUUACUAUUAUCAGAUCGGUGCUCGUAGCUUUUCCUUCAAUACGCUUCCAGAAAAUCCACAGACCUAUAAGGCCUGUAUAUUCGGUGAUCUCGGUUAUUUCCAUGGAAAUUCGACUGCAAGCCUGAUAAAGAACGGUCUUGCAGGGAAAUUCGACUUUAUCGUUCAUCUUGGAGAUAUUGCUUACGAUUUGCAUACGAAAAACGGAACCACCGGUGACAACUACAUGAAUCAACUCGAACCUCUCUUUUCAAAGGUCCCAUAUAUGGUAAUCGCCGGAAAUCAUGAGGACGACGGGAAGAACUUCACUGACUAUCAGGAACGUUUCUGGAUGCCACACAAUGGCUACGGUGAUAACCAAUUUUACAGUUUUGAUCUCGGACCUGUGCAUUGGGUUGGAAUAAGUACGGAAUAUUACGGCUACUACUACAUAUAUGGAGAAGAACCUGUGUUAACGCAAUACGAAUGGCUAAAAAAUGAUUUAACGAUCCGAACUGGAUGGCUUGAUAUGCCAGGUUUGGAAUCACUUUUCCUUCAACAAGGAAUGGAUGUGGGAUUUUGGGGCCAUGAACAUUCUUACGAAAGAUUCUAUCCUAUUGCUGAUAAACAGUUCUGGAAUGAUACGAACGCUUAUAACAAUCCAAACGCUCCUGUCUAUGUGAUCAGUGGAUCAGCGGGAUGUCACACUCCUUAUACAGAAUUUUCCGAAAAUCCCUGGCCAUUCAGCGCUGCUAGAGUCAACGACUAUGGUUACUCUAUUCUCACUAUUGCUAAUUCAACACAUAUACAUUUGGAACAAAUAUCCAUAGAGAAGGGUGAUACUGUAGUAGAUGAAAUGGUUAGCGAUCGUGAAGUGGAGAUGGAAAGCAGCAGAAGACGUAGGUCUGCUACAAGAAGCAAACGAAGAAGAUCCCUCACAACUGAACCAAUUUCAAGCAGCAAAAAAGAACGUGAAGAACGUGCCAGUAAAUCUUCCCGAUCAGAACGAUCACCGCAAACAUCGCGAAGAAUUGCAAAAUCGCGAAGUGAACGAGAAGAGUCAACGAGAGAAAGCAGACCGAGUUCACCUAAAACAUCCAAACGAUCACCAACUACCAGCAGUAGAAAAAGAUAUCGAAAAAAACGAUCACGCUCGAGAAGACGUGAAGUGCACAAAUGUUCGUUGCAUAGCCAUAAAUGUCCAGAAGACAUUUCACACAAACAAUUGACUGAAGCUGCUGCAAGAGAUCGGCACCGUCGUGAAGAAAUCACUAUUAGACGAAUGAUCGAAGGGAAUGGAAUGACUGAUAUAGCACUUUGGAGAGCCAUGAAGAGGCAAAGCGCUUAUUCAUCGAUGCGAGGAUUAGCACUGUAUUUACAGUGCAUAUGCAUAUUGACAUGUGGAUUAAUGGCAUUAAUGGCACAAAGCUUCUUUAAUACCAGAGGAGAUCUCAACUUUUAUUUGUGUCAACUGACAUUUGAGUUGUUUCUCUAUAUGGUCGUACUAUGCAACAUCACAGCUCCGAGUCACUUCGUGCGUUUUGCUUGUAUAGCUCUAUUUGUCAUCGCUGUUGGUGUCAAUUUUUCUCAUAUACUCAUAGUUGUUAGAACAGAAGGCUUAUAUUGGAAAUGCGAGGAGGGUGGAAUUAUCAUGCAGCAUUGUUUCUUUUUGUCGAUACCAACACAUUAUCACACAUUGUAUACGGCAGCUUUUCUGCUGUUUGUUCAUCUUGCUAAUGCUCUCGUAUGUGUGGCUAUAAGCAUUUUUUACGAUGGAAGUUUGGAUUGGUAUCUAGAACAAACGCCUGGUGCACCUCAAUGGAUCACAAAUGAACCACUCCAUCAACAUGACCGUGUAGAAGAAGCGACUCGAAAAGCAAAAGAAACCAAUCUGAUAAGAAAACUUCGUGAACCUCUUAAAAUGACUGACUUUCCUCCAGGAACGAUAAUGAGAAGGGAACAGACCGAAUAUUCAGUUCGUACCACUACAUUCGAUCGUAAAGGCAAAAUGAAGGUUGGCCCUGAACAUGUGACAAUGUCCAGAUCGUACACUCUUAAAGCUCCCGGAAAGAGUCCCGCGACAGGACGGCGCCAAUGGGUGAUGCAACGGCCUGCGCCUGAUGCAGGCAUUUCUUAUGUACCUGCCAAGGAUGUGAAAUCAACACCUGCUCCUAAUAUUAAAUCGAGUUCUAUACCCAAAGUUGUUCUUAAGUCUUCUGAGAAAGAAAAAACUCCUACUGGGAAAACACCACAAAACGUCGAAGUGAAGCCACCACGAGCAGCAGAAAGCAAGCCAACCGGAAUACCGAUCGAAGUUUCGUUUAUAUCGAGCUCAGAGAAACGAACUAGUGCUGGCAAGGAGCCCGAAAUCCACGACGUUCCACCCUCUCUUGUGAGCAAGAUGCCUCCUUUGAUCUCUCCAUUGGUCAUUUUAAGUAACAGAAAUAUGGUGGAGAAAAAGAGCGACUAUAUGUUUUAA